Messenger RNA from Vittaforma corneae ATCC 50505, 696 nucleotides. RefSeq lists its product as uncharacterized. The transcript has a single exon. The record is from RefSeq and is a predicted model, not a curated record. Bases 1 to 696 code for a protein of 231 amino acids. NCBI's taxonomy places the organism in Eukaryota, Fungi, Microsporidia, Nosematidae.
AUGAAAAUUACUUUAAAUGGCCAAAAGGGCAAAGGCAGAAAGAAGAGCAUUUCUAACACUACGGUUGAUGAUUCAACAGCACUCCAACAUAAGAAAGCCAAAGGCCAGAUGGUUGUUCCCGACUAUAUGCACUAUUAUAACACUCCCCAGGGAUUUUCGCUGAGAGUACCUCUCGAAAGAAAUUCAAAUACAAAUCAGAUUGUGCUUGGCCCAUCUGGAUUGUACAGUACACGUAAGCCAUCGCUUUUGACGGAAAAAGUUCCCAGUAAUGGCACAAAAUAUAGAGAAAGUGUGGAUUCUGACAUUGAAUUUCUUCUAACAUCGAGUUCGGAACGAUCAAGAGUUGUUGAAAUACCACGGAACCAGCACUUAUACGGCCAAAAAGCAAUAUCAGGCCACUUGGACAAUAAUAUAUUAAAAAGCAAUUUUGAUGGCAAUAAUGCGCUGGAAAACAAUUUGGACAACCAGAACAUGAAAAACAACCGUGAUAAAUGUGAAGGUGGCAAUGCAGAACUCAAAAACUCGUACUUCUCAAAAAUCGAUCAAAUUUUUGAUAUCAAAAAUGAUCCAAAGGAAAGACUAAAGCAUGAGGAAAAUAUCAACGUUUCUGAACUGUUAAAAACAAAGGAGGACGCACUGCGGGAUAUUCUAUACAAUAUUCCACACUACUUCUAUGCUUUGAAGAGUGAUAUUUGA